AUGGAUGAGGAAGACUCAGCUGGCCCUGAAGCAGGAAGAGGCCGUGCCAUGGAAACGGGGAGCAGUGGGGAAUUCCGGGAAAACUCUGUGAAGAAGGAACUGGGUGAGGAGGACACCCCUUGCUCAGAGGUGCAGAGCCAGCAGCUCAGGCAGUUCUGCUUCCAGGAGGCCAAAGGACCCCGAGAGGUUUGCAGCCAACUCUACCACCUUGACCAUCAGUGGCUGAAGCCGGAAAGGCACACGAAAGCUGAGAUGUUGGACCUGGUGAUCUUGGAGCAGUUCCUGGCUGUCCUUCCUCUGGAGAUGGAGAACUGGGUGAGGGAAUGCGGAGCGGAGACCAGUUCCCAGGCGGUGGCCCUGGCCGAAGGUUUCCUCCUGAGUCAGGCAGAGGAGAGGAAGCAGGCAGAGCAGCAGGUGAGAGAGACUUUCCUCUGGAUACUCCCAAGGGGCUCCAAAGAGGAGGGAGAGUAUUCCCAAAUCAUUUCCUAAUGGCCCCUCCUUUUUUGGAAAGCAUCUAGGAACAGAUCUGCUCCUUCUCCUUCUUGCUCUUCUUCCUCUUCUUCUUCUUAUUAAUACCACACCCAUGUGGCUGGGUGCCUUGCAGCACAUAUAAAAGCAUAAGAAGACAUCAGAUGUCUUCUAAAAGCUAUGCAGUUUCUUAUCUCCUUAUCACCUGAUGGGAGGGCAUUCCCCAGGGUGGGUCCCACUGUGGAGAAGGUCUUCUGCCUGGUUCCCUGUAACUUCACUUAUCACAGUGAGGGAAUCAGCAGAAGACCCUCGGAACUGGACCUCAGUUCAUGGAGACGCUCCUUUGGGUAUACUGGGCCUUUGAGGCCAACACUUUGAAUUGUGCUUGGAAACGUUCUGGGAGCCAGUGAAGAUCCUUGAGGACCAAUGUUUCAUGGUCCUGGCAGCCAACCCCAGACACCAGUCUAGCAGAAGCAGGAAGCAGCUUUCACCUCUGUCCCCCGAAAGCGCUUGCCUCUGCCAUUCCUUCUCUAACCCUUCUCCCCAUUCUCUGUUUUGAAUCCUUGUUGCUCUUUCAGAGGAAGGAUCUUUUGGCAGAAUGGGGUCUUGAUUCUUCUGAGGCAGAGAAGACUCCGCUGGACGCCAGAGUGAGGCCUCUGGGUAAGGAGGAAGGAGUGUUUUCUCCCCCAUUUUGUCACAUUCUCUUGGUUUUGAAACUAAUCUCUGAGUUCUUUACAUCUUUUGGGGGAAGACACCUGGAGCCCAGAGCUCGGGGGGGGGGGUAGAUGUAUUUUUGCAGAAUUAUUAUAUGUAUAUAUUAUAUUAUAUUAUAUUAUAUUAUAUAUAUAUAUAUAUAUAUAUAUAUAUAUAUAUAUAUAAAUAUUAUAUGAGCACAAAUGUACUCAGCAGGGGAGACGUUUAUGAUAGUAAUUUGAUUAGUUUACAAUUACAGUCCAAUAAUAGCCUCCUUAUAACAAUGUGAAAUUACGAAAUUACGAUGGUUUGAUGAUUUUCUUGAUUUCUCCAUUCUAAAAUCUUAUUAAUUUCAAUUACACUCCUGUCAAGAUAACAAUCCUUUAUACAACAACUGCAGUAUUAAUGACUUCCAUUCGUAUGGAAACAUCAAAUAAUAUAUAAAACUACAAGUGAGGCACUCCAGUGAUAUCCUUACUCUUCCCGUGUGUGGCAAUCUUUCUGUUCGUGAUAUUUCUUCCUGUCCUUGUAAAAUGUUCUGUCUAUCUUUUCCUGGUUGUUGCUGUUCUCCAUCAUUCCUUGGGCGGAGCUAAUAUCCCAUUGUGGUUUCAGAAAUUCUCCAUCGCUUUGUCCUGUGCUUCGUUGUUUGGCAACUUUAACAGCAGCUGCAAAAAUCACACCAUCCCAAUAAAUAAUCAGUUUUUGCCAUUUUUCUUCUACACCUGGGAAAGAGAGGGAUGUGUCAGAAUUGCAAAAGACUCAGUAAUGAACCUUAUCAGCUCCCUCACAACUUUCAGAUUCCUUACAUCCCUCUGUCUGGCCUAAGAUAAAUGCGCAUUUAUCCAAUUAAAUUAAAUUCCAUGUCCUUUAGCAUUAAUCAGUUCAGUCUAUAUAUAAUACAGGAUGGGGAAGAGUCACCUCUAAUUUUCCACCGUAAACAUUUUGUAAAAUAGAGCUUCCCUCCCUUUUUCCUUUUUGUUUUCACACAUACUGUUCCAUUUGAUGUUAUAUUCCAUAUCUGCAGUCCAGUUUCAUCCCUGCUCACCUGUACAUAGAUAUUUUCAACUAGUUUAUUCUCAAAUUCAAACCUUAAAGACCUUGCAGCUGGUUCAAUUCCGCAGUUUAUGAGCUCAUCUCUUCCAGCAACGCCUGUACAUUAGUCCAAAUUGAGCUCUAAUUGACAGGAGAACCUCUGCUUCUUAAUGGCGGCGAAGGAGGGUUUUCGGCAGGCGAAGGGCUUUUGCACUCAGCGCCUUCCUGCCUCUCGCAAUCCAUGCCGGAGCCGGAGCCUGGUACCGAGACAAACUGGGAGUGAAGCCCGUUCCCCCCUGUCCCUGGGGGAAACUUGCAAGGAGAAUUACCCUCAGUCAUCCUUGUUUUUCCUUUGCCAACGAUCUCCCGCUGCCGCCAUUAAGGCAGAGCGGAACCGGAAGCUAGCAGGGGAGACUUGGACAAGCCCCAUCUGUACGUAGAGAUGCACUGUUUCACCUCUGAGAGAAGCAGGCGCUCACGGUUUCCACUUACCUUGGUCUCUCCCAGGUGACGGAAUGAUGCCACCAAGACCUGCUCCUUCAUCUUUUCAUGGUGGUGGAGGGGAGGCAGCAGCUGUGGACCCAGAUCAGGUAGGGGGAAGGAGCCUUCCGGGGAAGGACUGCUUGGAUGCAGACUGGCUGGACACAGUUGGAUGCAGAGGAAUGGUGGGAGGAGCCAGAGAAGAGGGAGCCGACUGGGAGGAGGAGGAGGAGGGGUCUGAAGCUGGAGAGGGAAGAGGGCUCAGGGAGCAGAGGGAGUCUGUGGCAGAGAGCAGCCCAGACUCCGAGGCAGAAGCUGCAGCAGGAGAGAGGGAUGAGGAAGGCAGAGAGGGGUCUGGCCGCUGUAGAAAACAACAGAGCCAAGUGAAUGUUCUCUAAGAGGACAGCCUUUUUCCUGUUCUGUUAGGGUCCAGUGUGCUUUGAAGAUGUGGCUGUCCAUUUCACAGACGAGGAGUGGGCGUUGCUGGAUCCUGACCAGAGAGCCCUCCAUAAGGAAGUCAUGGAGGAGAAUCGUGGGAUCUUGGACUCUCUCGGUAAGGCUCCCUAUUGGAUCAUCCUAUCUGUUUUGUAAUUCAAGACAUCUCUCUAGAUGAUGAACCUCUGAUAUUUCGAUGGGGCUCAACAGCGCCACCCACAGCACCUGGGAUGUUAACACUCCCAAAGCAAACCUUGGAGGGAUGGCUAUUGAUUGUUUUCCCUGUGAAUAUUCUUCCUCCAGUUCUGUCGUUUAAAACCAUGAUCAGGCUGUCUGAACUGCCCAGGCCUUCUUAAAUGUAGGAUUCAGAGUAAUUUUUUACCAAAGAGUUGCUUGACAGAUUCCACAACUGAACCAAACAAACUCCAUCCCAGAAAAGAGCCAGGCUUUUUGAAUCUCAGGCAGUGAACCCUGUAGUAACAAUAAUGAUAAUUUUAUUAUUUUUACCCUGCCCAUCUGACUGGGUGGCCCCAGCCAACAAAUAGAAAAACAUAAUCAAACAUCAAACAUUAAAAACUUCCCAAUACAGAGGUGCCUUCAGAAGUCCUUUAAAAGUUGCAUAGUUAUUUCCUUGACAUCUGAGGGGAGGGCGUUCCACAGGGUGGGUUCCCCUAUCGAGAAGGCCCCCUGCCUCGUCCCCUGUAACUUCUCACAAAAAUGUAACAUUUAAGUACAGUGGUACUUCGGGUUAAGAACUUAAUUCGUUCUGGAGGUCCUUUCUUAACCUGAAACUGUUUUUAACCUGAAGCACCACUUUAGCUAAUGGGGUCUCCUGCUGCCACUGCGCCACCGGGACAUGAUUUCUGUUCUUAUCCUGAAGCAAAGUUCUUAAACUGAAGCAUUAUUUCUGGGUUAGCAGAGUCUGUAACAUGAAGCGUAUGUAACCUGAAGCGUAUGUAACCUGAGGUACCACUGUAUAUCUUAAUUUUGGACAGGGAACUUUCCCGCUUUGGCCACCUUUAAAUAAUAAUAAAAGCACAUUUUAUUUAUGAAGAUAGUACAGAUCCAUAUUUAAAUUUGAACAAAAUGACGUUACCUGGUUAAGCUGUACUUUUCUUUUUUUUUUUUAAUGAUAUUUAUUAAAGUUUCAAAAAAUACAAAAAAUACAGAAUACAAAAAGAAGAAGAAUAAAUUUUUUUUAAAAAAAUAUAACCAAAAAAAGUAAAAAAAAGAAAAAGAAACAUACCAAAUAAACAGUUAAAAAGACAUUAAUUUUCCAUAACCUAUCUUCCCUAUACUUAUUUCCCCGGACUUCCUCAUACCUCCCUUUUUUGUAUUCCAGUUCAAUUUGUUAGUUCAGCAAAUCCUUACCAUUAAAAUUACCCAGUUGCAAACCUUUUUUCAUAUCUCUUAAAGUAUUACAGCUAAAAACCUCUUAGUUUCUAUCCAACAUCAUUCUAACAUUCAUUAAUUUUGCAAUAUUUCUGUAAACAGUCUUUAAAUUUCUUCCAGUCUUCUUUCACCGACUCUUCUCUCUGGUCUCGGAUUCUGCCAGUCAUGUAGUCAAUCACCUUCAUCUGCCAUUCUUCCAGAGUGGGUAGAUCUUGUGUCUUCCAAUACUUUGCAAUGAGUAUUCUUGCUGCUGUUAUAGCAUACAUAACCCCAGUCAAGCUUGCAAAAAUCUAUCAUUUGCCCGAUAAUAAAUGUUGGAAAUGUAAAGAAACUGAAGGUACAUUUUUUCACCUUUGGUGGACGUGCCCAAAGAUUAAGGCUUUCUGGGAAAAGAUAUAUAAUGAAUUAAAAAAAGUAUUCAAAUAUACCUUCCCCAAGAAACCAGAGGCCUUUCUCCUGGGCAUGGUCGGCCAAAUGGUGAUAAAAAAGGACAGAACUUUCUUUAUGUAUGCAACAACAGCAGCAAGAAUACUCAUCGCAAAGUAUUGGAAGACACAAGAACUUCCCACACUGGAGGAAUGGCAGAUGAAACUAAUGGACUAUAUGGAACUGGCGGAAAUGACUGGCAGAAUCCGUGACCAGGGAGAAGAGUUGGUGGAGGAAGAUUGGAAGAAAUUCAAAGAUUAUCUACAGAAACACUGUAAAAUUAAAGAAUGUUACAGUGAUGUUGGAUUGAAAAUAAGUGGUUUCCAGCUGUACAGGAUUUAAAGUUAUAGAUAGACUAAGAUUAAGGAUUAGGAUUAAAGAAGUUUAAGGAAAUGGAAAUUUGGCUUUUAAGAGGUAAAAUUUUAAUGUUAUAUUAUAUUAAGAUUAAAGAUUGGGAUUAAAAAAGAGGGAAAGAAAUUGCUAGACAAACAAUUUGAACUGGAAUACAAAAGAGGGAGUUAUGAGGAGGUCCAGAAAACAAGUAAAUUUAAAGAUGGAAACGAAAAGGUGAUAUUGUUCUUAAUUGUUCUUUUUUUCGUUUUUUUUCUUUCUUUUUUGGACUAUGUAUUGUGCUUUUUUGAAUUGUGUAUUUUUCGUUUGUGUUUUUCUGUUCAAUCUUUUAUUGAAACCUUAAUAAAUAUCAUUAAAAAAAAAAAAUUAUCGGACAAGUGUCUUCCCGGGAGAAAGCCCACUUGGUCUUUAUGAAUCUCUUCCAUCAAUACUUUUUUCAAUCUCUUGGCCAAAAUGUCUGCAAAAAGUUCGUAAUCCACAUUAAGUAACGAUAUAGGGCGGUAGUUCUUAAGCUGGGUCUUUUCAGUCUCUGUUUUCGGUAUAAGUGUAAUAUACGUCUCUUUCCACUUUUCAAAACUAGAGAGAGAAAACAUAUAAUAUUCAACUUGAUUUGUAUAUGAAACUAGACAUUUUUACAUAACAAAAAGAACAUUAUAACAUCUAACUCCCUUCAGUUCUUCCUCUGUCCCAAGCAUUAAUUAGCAUUGUUCCAUAAUUUAGGACUGCACUUCUUCCCGAGACUCUAAUCCGUUUGCCUCUUAGUUUCAGGUGGGGAUGAAUUGGAAAUGAAGAACAAGGGAGACCACAACGAAAUCCACACAGUGGAGGAGCCAUAUCAGGAUUCAGACUGUGGAGAGAGCUUCACUCAGAGCUCCCAUUCCACUUCCCAUCACAUAAUUCAUACAGGGGAGAAACCAUAUCACUGCUUCAGUCACAGCCACGAUCUCACUUCCCAUCGUAGAAUUCAUACAGGGGAGAAACCCUAUCAGUGCUUGGAAUGUGGAAAAAGCUUCAGGAAGAGCUCCGAUCUCACUUCCCAUCGUAGAAUUCAUACAGGGGAGAAACCCUAUCAGUGCGUGGAAUGUGGAAAGAGCUUCAGUCAGGGCUCCCAUCUCACUGCCCAUCAAAGGAUUCACACAGGGGAGAAACUAUAUCACUGCUUGGAGUGUGGAAAGAGCUUCCGUCAAAGCCACGAUCUCACUUCCCAUCGUAGAAUUCAUACAGGGGAACAACCGUAUCAGUGCGUGGAAUGUGGAAAGAGCUUCACUCGGAGUGCCCAUCUCACUUACCAUCAAAGAAUUCAUACAGGGGAGAAACCCUUCCAGUGCGUGGAAUGUGGAAAGAGCUUCAUUCGGAGUGCAGAUCUCACAUCCCAUCAAAGGAUUCAUACAGGGGAGAAACCCUAUCAGUGCGUGGAAUGUGGAAAGAGCUUCAGCCAGAGCUCCCAUCUCACUUCCCAUCAAAGGAUUCAUACAGGGGAGAAACCAUAUCACUGCUUGGAGUGUGGAAGGAGCUUCAGUCACAGCCACGAUCUCACUUCCCAUCGUAGAAUUCAUACAGGGGAAAAACCAUAUCAGUGUGUGCAAUGUGGAAAGAGCUUCAAUCGGAGUGCCCAUCUCACUUUCCAUCAAAGGAUUCAUACAGGGGAGAAACCCUAUCAUUGCGUGGAAUGUGGAAAGAGCUUCAGUCAGAGCUCCCAUCUCACUUCCCAUCAAAGGAUUCAUACAGGGGAGAAACCAUACCACUGCUUGGAGUGUGGAAAGAGCUUCAGUCAAAGCCACAAUCUCACUUGCCAUCGUAGAAUUCAUACAGGGGAGAAACCAUAUCACUCUUUCAGGAACAGCCACGAUCUCACUUCCCAUCGUAGAAUUCAUACAGGGGAAAAACAUCAGUGCGUAGAAUGUGGAAAGAGCUUCAAUCGGAGUGCCCAUCUCACUUCCCAUCAAAGGAUUCAUACAGGGGAGAAACCCUAUCAGUGCCUGGAAUGUGGAAAGAGCUUCAAUCAGAGUGCUCAUCUCACUUCCCAUCAAAGAAUUCAUACAGGGGAGAAACCCUGUCAGUGCCUGGAAUGUGGAAAGAGCUUCAGGACGAGGUCCGAACUCACUUCCCAUCAAAGGAUUCAUACAGGGGAGAAACCGUAUCAGUGCAUGGAAUGUGGAAAGAGCUUCAGGAAGAGCUCUGAUCUCACUUCCCACCGUAGAAUUCAUACAGGGGAGAAACCAUAUCACUGCUUGGAGUGUGGAAAGAACUUCAGUCACAGCCACGAUCUCACUUCCCAUCAUAGAAGUCAUACAGGGGGAAAACCCUAUCUGUGCGUAGAAUGUGGAAAGAGCUUCACUCGGAGGGACCAUCUCACUUCCCAUCAAAUGAUUCAUACAGGGGAAAAACCCUAUCAGUGCGUGGAAUGUGGAAAGAGCUUCAUUCAGAGGGCCCAUCUCACUUCCCAUCAAAGGAUUCAUACAGGGGAAAAACCCUAUCAGUGCGUGGAAUGUGGAAAGAGCUUCAGUCAGGGCUCCCAUCUCACUUCCCAUCAAAGGAUUCAUAAAGGGGAGAACCCUAUCAGUCCGUGGAAUGUGGAAAGAGCUUCACCUGGAAAAUAA
This is a messenger RNA of Podarcis lilfordi (Lilford's wall lizard), 7877 nucleotides long. The record is from the annotation of a GenBank genome assembly. Lineage: Eukaryota; Metazoa; Chordata; Lepidosauria; Squamata; Lacertidae.